Messenger RNA from Lycium barbarum (goji berry), 3046 nucleotides. RefSeq names its product formin-like protein 2. Gene Ontology annotation, biological process: actin cytoskeleton organization; actin nucleation. The coding region runs from base 201 to 2687 and encodes 828 amino acids. The record is from RefSeq and is a predicted model, not a curated record. Gene Ontology annotation, molecular function: actin filament binding. NCBI's taxonomy places the organism in Eukaryota, Viridiplantae, Streptophyta, Magnoliopsida, Solanales, Solanaceae. The transcript is spliced from 5 exons.
CUUACUACAAUUGUCAUUUGCCACUCAUCAAAGAGCAUGGCAUUUACACCUCGCUGUCUCAUCCUACUCCAUAUUACCAUUCCCUUUUGUCUAUGUAAUUAAUAGCGAGUCCCACUAUUAUCAAGAAUCCAUCUUCAUUCUGUGUGAUAGCUUAAGAGAAAGUUCAAUGAAAAUUUUCCAUUCACAACUCACAAUAUACAAUGCACUCUCCAUUAUUCAGUCUUAGUCUAAUCUUUACCUUCUUCCUUCUCUCCUCUGCCACUCAUAUACACCACCAUCGUAGGCUUCUUCAUCAACCUUUUUUCCCCUUCAAUCAUCCAACUUCAACUUCAUCCAUUAAUAAAACUAAACCUCCAUCUCCUUCUCCUCCUUUUCAUCCAUUUUUCUCACUUUUUCCUCCUCCGCCUCCUCCUUCGCCGUCUUUCGAUGAUCUUACCACUUUCCCUGCCAACAUUUCCUCACUCAUUCUCCCACACUCCUCACAUUCCUCUAAUAAUUCUAUCAACAGCAAAUUCAUUGGCAUCCUCAUAUCCGUUUCAAUCCUCUCUGCUGCGUUCGUCACUCUCCUCGUUCUUUUCUUCUUCCUUUAUCAUCACCGUCCCCAACGCGAAGACAAAAGCUAUGAUGAUGACAAGAGAAGUGAUAGUCUCCAGCCUGUCUUGCCUAAUACAACCCCUUCUAACAUAGACAUCGGUCGUGCAACUAAGAAAAAAUUGCCGCUUGUGAGUUUUAGAGAAGUAAAUGAAGAUGUUGCUCAAUCUUCUACAGCUUCAGAUGAUGACUUUGUCCCAAACUACCAAAGACUCGAAUCACCGGAACUCCACCCUCUCCCUCCAUUGGCACGUCAACAUUUCAAACAACAUCCUAAAAUUGGAGAGGCUGGAUCAUUUGAAGAUGACAAGGAAGAAUUCUUCUCCCCCGGAGCAUCCUCUGGGGAUAAAGGUAGUCCCGAAUUCAUGCAGAGGAGUUUCCAUGCACCUUUUGCAGGUUCUUCGCAGAACCAGAAUCAAUAUAUGAGUUACAGUUCUUCAAACGAUUCAUUAUCAAAUAGUCCUUCGGGAGAAUUGAAGAGUUUGGUAAAAUUUCCAGCACGGUCGAGGUUUACUUUUCCACCAGUGGAACAGAUGUCAAUGUCAUCAUCUUCAAUAUCUUCUGGCAGUACUCAUAAUUCCCCUGAUUCUCAAAUUUCAAGUUCCUCAGCGCAGAAUCCCGAGUUGUCUAUGAGUAAAUUUGGAAACUCAGGGAGGUAUGUACCUAUAAAAAUUCCACCACCACCACCACUGCCACCAAAGCUGAGGUUCUGGUGGGCCAUCAAUGCCCGAAGUUCGACAGUACUUAAACCUCGUGUACUAGUUGAAAAUGGUGGGCCAUCGAUGCCCCGCCUGUUCCAGAGUGCUAAUGGCAAUUCUGAAAGUUCAAAAGCAGUUGAAAGGAGGAAUGAAGAAAGUAUGAAGCCAAAGCUGAAGCCUCUGCACUGGGAUAAAGUCAGAGCCAGCUCAGAUAGAGCAAUGGUUUGGGAUCAACUAAAACCUAGCUCUUUUUGGUUAAAUGAGGAGAUGUUUGAAACAUUAUUCACUGUAAAUUCUUCAAAUUUGAAUUCAAAAGAUGGUGUAAGGCACCCAAUUAUUACUGUGAUGAAUCAAGAGAACCAGGUGCUUCACCUAAAGAAGUCUCAGAAUAUUGCAAUUUUGUUGAGAGCACUUCAGAUCACUAGUGAUGAAGUUUAUGAAGCGCUUGUAGAAGGUAAUGCUAACACACUCGGAACGGAGCUACUGGAGACUCUAAUAAAGAUGGCUCCCACGAAAGAAGAAGAACAGAAGCUGAAGGAUAUCAAAGAUGAAUCGCAGUUCCAGUUAGGCCCUGCUGAGGAAUUUCUCAAAGCAGUGCUAGAUAUACCAUUUGCAUUCAAGAGGGUGGAUGCAAUGCUUUACAUUGCUAGUUUUGAUUCAGAGGUUGAAUACCUUAAGAGAUCAUUUCAGACAUUAAAGACUGCAUGUGAAGAAUUAAGGAAUAGCAAGACAUUUGUAAAGCUCCUGGAAGCUGUACUCAAAACCGGUAACCGCAUGAAUGUGGGAACGAACAGAGGUGAUGCACGUGCCUUCAAGCUUGAUACCCUUCUUAAGCUCGUAGAUAUUAAAGGCGCUGACGGGAAAACCACCCUUUUGCAUUUUGUUAUUCAUGAAACUAUUAGAGCAGAAGGUCCUCGUCUUUCUGAUGCUGAUGAGGCUGAUCUGACUCCAAAUCUAGAAAAGAAUCAUCAAUCUUCCAGUCGCGAUGAGGCUGAAUUUAGAAACGGGCUUCAGGUUAUUUUGAAUUUGAGCCAUGAGCUCGCCAAUGUGAAGAAAGCAGCUGCCAUGGACUCAGAUAUUCUUAGCAAUGAAGUUGCAAAACUAGAAGCAGGAAUUGCUAAGAUUACUGAUGUUCUAAAGCUGAAUCAAGAGUUGGUUUUAGAUGAAAGUAGUAGAAAGUUCUCCGAGUCGAUGAAUGGAUUCUUGAAUAAAGCAGAGGGAGAAAUUAUCAACAUACAAGCCCAAGAGGAUGUAGCUCUAUCCAUGGUAAAGGAGCUAACAGAAUAUUUCCAUGGUGAUUUGGCCGCCAAGGAAGAAUCUCGACUGAUCAGGAUAUUUAUGGUAGUUAGGGACUUCCUCUCUAUCCUUGAUCAAGUGUGCAAAGAUUUGGGAAAAUAAGAGAGCAAACAUUGACGGUUAAUAAGAGAGCAAGAUGAAUCAACUAGAUAUGCCUGUUUGAUGUCCCAGGUGGACUUUUUGUUUCUCUUCUGUAUUUUGUAUAUCAUAUGUAGGUAAAUCCUGGAGGUCUUUCAUCUCUAUAUGUAUUUAUAUGCAUUAUACUGAGAUCUUACUCAGAGGCGAAUUUAUGCUUAAAAUUUGGGUCACGUGAACACAUGGUCAUUCGACUAAACUUGAUAUAUUAUGUGUAUAAUUUUGAAAAUAUAUCUAAUAUUAACUGAAAGAACACAUAGUCAAACUAGGCUGAGUGUAGCACUGGUUAGAGACUAUGUUUAUUUCCUCAAGGUCUUGGGAUCAAA